This is a messenger RNA of Trypanosoma rangeli, 594 nucleotides long. RefSeq lists its product as uncharacterized. Lineage: Eukaryota; Euglenozoa; Kinetoplastea; Trypanosomatida; Trypanosomatidae. The record is from RefSeq and is a predicted model, not a curated record. The transcript has a single exon. Gene Ontology annotation, molecular function: phosphoprotein phosphatase activity. Bases 1 to 594 code for a protein of 197 amino acids.
AUGAGGCCUUUACUCGUCUUUGGCCUGCGUGGUACCCUGCUGGAGCGCAUCCACGCCAGUCGCAUGCCGCCCGGUAUGCCCGAUGGUGCCAUCACUGUCGGCAUGAGCCGUGUGUGGCUGCGGCCAGGGGCGCUAGAGUCGCUGCAGGCGCUGCAGGAGCACUGCACGCUGGCCAUUUGGAGCUCGACGACGGCGCGAAACACGGCACCAGUGAUGGAAGCGGUGUUUCAGACGCAUAGCGGGUCCCCGAAGGUGCAGUUUGCGUUUGUGUGGUCCCGCGAGCACACGACGUCGGACGACUUUCGCCGCACGAAUGCCGCCUCCCGCGAUGAUCAGCACGCCACCGUGAAGGACCUGCGGGAGGUGUUCCACCGCUUUCCCGACAUUGCCACCCCGCAGAACACCGUCCUCAUUGAUGACACGCCAAGCAAAGGCAAGCAUAACGCGGCGAAUUUUUUGUGGCUGGAAACAUGCGAGGAGCUCAAGAUAGAGAACGCGCAGGUGAUGCCGGCGCUGCGGCGGUUUGUGGAGCAGACGCUGCUGGCGGAAAAGGACGUUCGGCGGCUGCUCCCCGUACGCAUUCCGUGGGAUUGA